UUCAACCUGCAUAUUUCCCCCACAGUAACUUGGUAAUUCCUCACCCUUCGAUUUUCUCCUACUUCCUCUUUUCCCACACAGUUAAAGCAAGAAUUACAGCGCUUCCUAUCGUCCGAUAUUCAGCUGCCGAGCAAUAUAGGGAUUGGUGCCUGUUGCCAGGGGUUUGACUAUCUGCUGCAAAGGUAGUUUGCAUGUUAUCUGGAAGAGAAGAAUGAUAUCAGAAUGAUUUCUGCGAGAAGGGUGGCAGAAAAAUAUCCGUUGCAUUAUUUGGUUUGGCAUAAUAGAUACAAGGAUCUGGAAAAGGAACUUAGCACCAAGCAGGUUGACAUUGAACAACUUGACCCAAGAGGUCGGACUUCAUUGCACCUUGCUAUUACGCUUGGAUACCUGGAGUGUACAAGAGUAUUACUAAAACAUGGCGCUGAUGUUAGUAAGGAAAAUCGUAAUGGAUGGACAGGUCUCCAAGAGGCAAUAAGUACAGGGGACCUGGAGCUGGUGCAACUUGUCCUUCGAUAUCGCGAUUACCAAAGAUCUAUUAAACGACUGUCAGGGAUCCCUUGUCUAUUAGAGAAACUCCGUCAGGCACAGGACUUUUAUGUUGAAAUGAAAUGGGAGUUUACAAGCUGGGUUCCCCUGGUCUCCAAGAUCUGCCCAAGCGACACUUAUAGGGUUUGGAAAAGUGGUCAGAAUCUGCGGGUCGACACGACAUUGCUUGGCUUUGAUCACAUGACCUGGCAGCGAGGUAACCGCAGCUUUGUCUUCAGAGGACAAGACAACUGCGCAGUUGUAAUGGAGAUUGACCACGAUCGACAGAUGGUUUACUCAGAAACUCUGUCGCUGGCUAAUUAUGACCGGGACAUGCUGUUGGCUGCCGUGCAGCCCUCAGAGGAACAGGUGGCAAGCCGUCUCUCCACCCCCAUCGUCACUACACAACUAGAUACCAAGAACAUCUCAUUCGAAAGAAAUAAAUCUGGAAUCCUGGGCUGGAGAAGUGAGAAGACCGAGAUAAUAAAUGGAUAUGAGUCCAAGGUUUAUGGAGCUUCCAAUGUGGAACUAGUUACUCGGACAAGAACGGAGCACCUGUCAGACCAGAACAAGAGUAAAAGCAAGGGGCACCGGCGACACAAACCUGUUUCAACAGCGUCCACUCUGUUGGUCCACCAACGAGUUAUCUCACCGAGCAGCCAGAAGAUCAGAAGCAGUAAAACACCUCUUCAGUCUUUCCUGGGCAUUGCAGAACAACAUGUUGGACCACACAAUGGGGCAUUCAUUACUCAGACAUUCAGCAAUACCAACCCAACAUCCAUUACUGCAGAGGAAUACUUCAACUUGAGCUUUGACCUGGGAAGUCGAGAUAUUGGACGUUCUAUGGAGCUCACCACUAAAACACAGAAGUUCAAAGCAAAACUCUGGCUGUGUGAGGAUCACCCACUUUCCCUCUCUGAGCAGGUAGCUCCCAUCAUCGAUCUAAUGGCAAUAAGCAAUGCACUUUUUGCUAAACUUAGGGACUUCAUCACUCUUCGGCUCCCCCCAGGAUUUCCAGUCAAAAUAGAAAUUCCAAUUUUUCACAUCUUGAAUGCUCGUAUCACCUUUGGGAACCUGAAUGGCAGCGAUGAACCUGUAACCUCCAUCAGGAACAGUCCUACCAGUGAGGCUCCAUCUCCCAGCAGUGAUACGUCCAGUGUGAGCAGCUCCAGCUCCAUGACGGAGAGCGGCGCGAGCCGGGCGGACGUGAGGUCAGGGCAGAGAGGCAGUUGGGAAGCUUCGUGUCGUGGCUGUGAUAUGGACCCAGCGCUCUUUGAAGUACCCAGAGGCUACACUGUGGUUGGCAGCAACCGGGAUUCUCUGAGGGAAGAAGAUGAUGAUCUCUUACAGUUCGCUAUUCAGCAGAGUCUGCUGGAAGCAGGCACUGAAUAUGACCAGGUGACCAUCUGGGAAGCACUGACCAACAGCAAGCCAGGAACACGCCCGAUGAUGUGUGAGGAUAGAAAAGGAGAAAGAACACCACAACACAAUAUUCUCAGUCAGCCCAGCACCCAGCACAUACCCAGCAACCAACUAUACCCCAACUAUGAUGAGCAGCUGCGACUGGCUAUGGAACUCUCUACAAAGGAGCAAGAGGAAGUAGAGAAACGUAAACGGCAGGAGGAGGAAGAAUUGGAACGCAUUAUUCAACUUUCACUCACUGAGAAAUAGUAUCGCCACUCGAUUGUGCUUUCGUAACAGAAUUUUUUAAAGAUAUAAAAAUUAAAGGUAAAAAGACAAUAUGUAAGGUCACCAGUCCAUGCAUUACUUUUGGGCACAAAAGAGUGUCACAGUAAAGCAAAACGCAAGGCUGGUUUACAGCCACACAAUUGUGCAUUGAAAGCGCACCAUUGAAAAAUGCCUGAAUAGCCCAUAUUUUAUUCUACUGUCUUUCACAUAAUUCUUUGUACUUGGUUCAAGAACAACAAUAACCAGAGGUUUAUUUGUUUCCAAUAUUGAUUACUUUAGGUCAUGGCGACAUUUUACGUCAGUGGAAAAAAUGCUAUUAGACUAUUGGCUAUCUGAAUUGGAGCCAUUACAUGCAACUGGUCUUUUGUGUUGGAACAUUGUUCUCUAACCUCUAGGGUUUAGAACUGAACCGAGUUCAUACAAAAUGCUUUAAGGAGUCUCCCCUGCCCCAUCUCCCUUGUUUUAUAAAGAUCUCUUAUAAAACAAUGGAUACCUAAUUCCACUCCAAACUGCACAUAAAACUUGUUAGUACAACUUCUAAUGAGGAAACGUACAGACCUGAUGAGAAAUGCCACAGUGGUGCAGUACAGGAAGACACUGUGUGUGGUUAGAAUCCAUGCUCAUUAUCAGGGCAGUAUAGUUUCUGUGUCCUACACAUCAUACUGGGAAACCUGAUUGAUAACAGCUCUAUGCAACUGUUCAUUACAAAGUGGACCAAAUCUCAAUUUAUAUUGACACAACAGCGUUGAGCUCAAGGUCCUAAGACGACAAUUGGACCAAUGCACCUUCUAAAAGCUAGAUUUAAAGCAAACGGAAGAGGAGUGUCCACCUCUUAUGACAUCAUGUUAGCCAAGCCUUGAUUCAGUGCAAAAUAGUUUGAACUUUCUAGCAAUGCCAAGCCAGAAAGUAAUCAUUUUGCUUGGAUGACUUAACGCACGGUCAUGGUCAUUUUCUGAACCUUUGCUACAGUGGAAUGUUCAUUCUCAAAUGUCAAUUAUGAGAAAAUUAUUGAAAUAUCAAAAUAACUCGGCUCCAAAACUGCAAGUAUCAAUUUUCAGAACAAUGUGAAUAAAAUGUUUUAAAAUCUCACUCUUUAAUUCUAAGUUUAUAAAUGUAAUUCUUGAAAUAUUGAAACCUCCAUUGGGUAUUUUGCAAAAUGACCAGAUUAUUGGUUAAUCUUGGUUUUCCUAAUUUUGGAACUUGUUCCCUGUUCUGGCAUUGGUAUUGCAGACAUAGACACUAACUUUUACACUAAAACUGAUCAAGUGAAUCAUCAGAUCUAACAUAGCUAUUGUUGAUCAGUCGUAAAGACACAGUGUAAUGGUGACCCUUUUGCUUUCACAUUGAUGAAUUUAUUUGCAACUCACAAGGCCACCAAGCAAUUGAGCUGACUUUGACUGAUACCUUGACCAGAGCAGAUAAAUGUUGCAGUUCUUGGCAACAUCAUCAAAUGACUUUGUUAACAGCUGUAGAACAUUAUAAGAUUGUGAAAAAUGUAUGUUUGCUAAAAAUCAAUGUUCAGUGUUUAGCUGAGAGUUGAAAUGUCAGUUCUCCAGACUGAGAGAAUAUAGGUAAUUAAUAUACGGCAACAAAAAAGUAUAAGAGGACUGAAAAGAAGCUUAUUUUGGCUUGACUGUCAGAGAUUUUUUGAAUCAGUGUAUUUCACAGAUGACACAAAGCUCGGCUGCGUUGUAAACAGUGUAAAUAUAGAAGUCAAAUUACAAAAUGAGAAAAUAGAUUGAGUAAUUUGGCAAAAGCCAUGGCAAAUAGAUGUCAAUGAAAACAAAUGUAACGUCAUCCACUUAGGAACCAAAUGCACUUUCUGGGUGUUAAAAUGUUACAAGCAGUAAAGGGUGCAAAGAGAUUUGGGAGUCUCAGAAUAUCAUGGACAGGAACAGAUAAUAAUCCAAAAGGCUUUUGGUAUGCUGGCUUCUAUAUCUAGAAGAAUAGAACACAAAGGAUAAAAGCUAAACCACUGCCACCCAAAGCCCUGGUGCAGUUUUGCACUACGCCAAAGGGAUGAGAGUGGAACAUACAUUUAACAGGAUGAUACCUGGUCUCUAAGGAUUAAAUUGCAGGAGAGGUUACACAAACUAGCAUUUUAUUGCAUAUAAUUUGGAAGAUUUGGGCUGAUUUAAUUCAAGUUUUCAAGAUGUUAAUAGGUAGGGAUAGAUAAAACAGAUUGUGAAAAAAAGACUUUCUUUCUAUAGUCUUGAACAUCCAAGAAUAAGGAGAAUUUAAAACACUAAGCCAGGCGUUUCAGAAGUGAAAUUAAGAAGCUCCUCUGUAAGCAAGGGAGCUCAAAGUUUGAAAAUCUCUUUUGCAAAUGGCAACAAUGCCAUUGACCUUGUGCCAGAUCAAUUGUGAAUUUUAAAAUAAAGGUUGUUAGAUUUUUGUUAGCAGAAGAUAUUAAAGGAUAGGGCAAAGGUGGAGUUAGGUUGAAGAUCAUUGUGAUCUCAUUAAUAAGUUCCCUCCCCCUGCUCCUAUGUAUCUUUGAAUAUCAUUGUACAAGUCUGGAGCACGUCACCAACAAGUAGAGAACAACGGAUGAAUGUUUCAUCAAAGGGGUCAGAUAACAUAAGCCAUAAAGAAUAAGCAUUAUGAAUUACUUUGACAUCUGAAGUCACCAUGUACUAUUAUUUUAUAGGGCAUUUAUUGCAGUGUUUUGAUAAAGAUUAAGAUGUUCUGUACACAGUUGCUAUGGGGGCAUGUUAUUUUUCAGCAAUGGUUGCCAAAGGUGACUCAGAAUAUUCAGUCAUUAAUGCAUGAUAAAAUAUUCCAUGAAAACAUAAAUGAAUCAUAACAUCUCUAGCAAAGAGUUUAAUCAACCACUGGUAUUUUCACAGUGAUAUGAAAUAACUGGCAUCUCCCCAUAGUAAACUUCUAAUUACUUACCAUAAUGAUAAUUAGCAAAGAUGUCAACAGUUUUUCAGGGACGCUGGGUGCACUGCCCAUCAACAUCUGUGCAAUAUCUGCAAAGAAAGAUAAUGAUCCAUUCAGAAUAAAAUUUAAUGGAGAUGCUUUGAAGGCUGUUCUUGCAUCUCAACAUCCAGUUAAUAAUGGUGAUAAACUUUUAUGCUAUACACGACAGGAAACAUAAGUGAAAAACAUGUUAGUUAGCAGUAAGAAAGGAAGGUACAAUGUUUUACACCGGUGGAAUAACAUUGAAAAAAAGAAUUUAUGAAGAUUGUAAGAUAGUUUCUAGAGAAGUAAUCUGGUGAGAAAUUAAAUAGUUGGGUUAAGGAUAUACUAGAAAAGUGCAGGUUAGUUGGAACUAAAACUUUCUUCUGAAAUGCCUGAAAUAAAUUUAAGACUGAUUUAAAUUUCAUCUUGAAAUAAGACAGUGGAAUAAAGUUAAAUACUAAUUAUGUGGCUAUAUACAGUUUUUGAGUUGUGCUGAUUUAACUGAUGCGUGCUUCCACCUCUUCAAAAAGCCGUUUGAUAAUCUGGGGACUAUCUCCAUUUGCAGCUUCUUUUCACAUCCAUUUGACAGCUGCAUCAUAGCAAUGUGGCAUUUUCAUUGAUUCAGGCAAUUGGAGCAGCCUCAUGGAGAGAUAUAGUGAUAAACCUUCUUUAAGAAAGGAUCAGAAAUUACAGAAACUCAUUUCUACAGAGACCGUAGGCUACAAAACACAUUCUGAAGGCCACAAUAGACAAUGAGUACUUAAAGGUUUGCAUCUGAUUUAUUUUAAAAAUCUGCAUUCAUACUGUCUCUUUACCAUUUGGGUCUAUAUGUUUCUAAUUCUGUAACUAAACGACAGGCUGAGUUCACAUGAUCUUAACUUACUGGAAAUUUGAAGAGAAUGACCCAGGGAUUGGAUUACGGCUGAAUUGGGAUGUAUUCUUUCAAACCAAUGUGAUGGCUGUAGAACUACUGCAGAUUGAUCUACCAGUCUCACAAGGAUAAUACCAGCCGACUAGCGUCAUCAGUUUUCUGCAGUCCAAUUUCAUGAGCAACCACUCUUAAUAAAAGAAACAAAACCUCUUCAACUUCCACAAUGGAUGCAAAGUACAGUAAGUGUGUGAUUAUUCCUCAGCAUAGGCUCCAAAGAAAACCUUGCAACUCUUUCCAAAGGUAAUCUUAUUCAUAUGUUUCAAGCUGUCAUUUUCCAAUUGAACAUGUCAACGUGAGCAAUUGGGCUUGAUAGAUAUCUGCAUAAUGAUGGAUGCUGAUAGAUGACGUUCACGAGCAUUUUGAGACCACAAUUUGAUCUAUACAUAAUGGAAGUGGCAUGAAGUCUAAGACAGUUAUAGUGCAAUUGCGGUUUGGCGGAACUGUCACAUUAAAAAUAUAAAUGAAGUGUUUUAGGCUACCUUGAGUUAUAGCAAGUGCAGUUUAAACAAUUUCCUGUUUGCAGUUAUAGGUUUCUCACAAGGGAUCCAAAAAGCCUUCUGGCUCCAUCACUCUUAGUGCAGUAUCUUCUUGCCCUAUUAAAUAGUAUAGUUGUGAUCAAUAGUUUUGUUAUGCGGGGGAGGGAGGAAUUAAUCAGUUUGUUUGGUAUGCAUAAUGACGUUGUAAAUGCAGUAUUUUUGAAUUAAUGUACAAUCUUAUGUGAUGACUCGAUUAAUACGUGGUUAUUUCCAUUCAUAAAGAAUCUUGGAUGAAACCUGACUGACCUUAACAUUUCACACCAUGGCGUGUGCAGCAGCAACCUUUUAAAUGCACAUGUAGUGACUAUAUUGGGUUCAGCCAGAUGAACCUUAUAGACUAGGAGUUCAUGAUUGGGCCUGUUAAUCUGGUCCCGUUAGGGAACCUUGGCUGACAGAUAAAAGGGGAGUGUCCGAGAUACUGGCACUCUGAGAGCUGACUCUGAAGAGGCAGUACUAAGCUCAAGGACUGUUCACAAGUAAACAAAAAGUGAUUUGGUGAUAGGAUACUGGCCUGUAUGGAGCUAUUUCAGUACAGUUAGAACUUUAAAGGGCCAUUGUCUUCAUGAGUGAUUUUAUCAACUUCUUUCCAGAAAAUAAACUCAUUUUGCAAAAAUAAAAUGAACAAACCCACACAAGUGCAAGAGAGCAAUUUUAUAUACAUAUUUCUGAGAAGUCAAGGGACAAGGACAUGGUUGUUGAGUAGAGUGCUCUAAGUAAUAGUCUUAUCAACCAAGCACUUAAAUGUGAAUCAACAUGUCGAGCAUUAAUUCUACAAAUGAGGGAAUCCUGCCCACAGAUGACUGCACUUGGAUUACCGAGUUAAUGUGGAGUCUGUUGUUUGGCUCUUUAUAUCCAUAGGGAGCUAAAACUCAAACAAUUACUAGUCUAAGUGAUGCAGCUAACAGUAGGAUGCUUUAAAAUAAUCCCUAGGUGUCAAUUUUUUUGAUGCAGGAGCUUAUUACAUGAGAGGGAAAUCCAAUGCCUAUGGUGCUUUAGGUUAUGAAAGGAUGUGUUUCACAAUUUACCAAGUGCUGGUAUAUUAUUAUUUAUGAGCUUGAUGUUUUAUCUCUUAGAACGUAUUUUUCAAGAAAAUGGAGUAGGCAUUAGGAAAAUUGUUUUCUAUGAUUUCAGAUUUGUCAACCAAACAUUAAGUUUUCAUUAAUUUCAUCGAGCUGUGGGUGGUUUAGUGUGACAUACUAAAAUAAAUUAAUGCUAGAAAAUUAAUAUAGGCAGUUUUAAAUUGGAGUUUAAAUUAAAUAUUUGUCGUUAAAGGCCAAAUUUAUUGAAAUCAUUGAAGGUCAUGGAAACACCUUUAACUGCCUGCACCAAGUGAACUUGAUUCUGAAUAUCGUAGUUUCAUGAAAUUCAACACAGAGUGAGGGAAUAGAUCUUAUCUCAGACAAUUCUCCCAAGGCAACGUGCAUAAUGGAGCCACACCGUCCAAAAGACACAGGGAUUGACAGAGGGUGAGAGAACAAUGUCUCCAUCUCCUUUUUUGCACCAGUUUCCAUCAGCCCUCUUCAAAUGAAUUGACAGAACUUCCCUCCACUGUAUGUCCCCUCUCAACCCUACCCCCUCAGACAUGGAAGCAAAUGUGUUAAGUUACCCUAGGCCAUUCUCAACAAGCACCCAGCAAUCAGACACAGUCAUCCGCAAAAUAAAGUCACUCACCUCUUACUGGCUCAUCAAUGUACUUCUGAGAGCGGGACAAUCUAACAGAAGUCUAAGGCACAAAUAAAAGUGAAAAUACAUACUUAUUAAAUGUAUAAACAAGUGAUAACUAAAAUCUUGAGGUAGACCUGAAAUUACACUGUAGAAUAAAUGACUGUGUUCAAAAUAACAGAGUAAGAGUAUAAAAAGACUUCAAUAUUGACCAGUUGUCAGCUUCAAAAUCUGUUAGACAGAUUGAUAUGCUUUGGACAGGUUUCGAGAUAAGAAUUUACAUUCCAAGCAUUUGAUCGGAAUCUAUUGAAAACUUGGUCCACUCCAGUCAUAUGACACAAAAAAAGGAAAGAAAAUUGACUUCUGCUUUAUAACUGUGUGUGUGUGUGUGUGUGUGUGUGUGUGUGUGUGUGUGUGUGUGUGUGUGUGUGUGUGUGUGUGUGUGUGUGUGUGUGUGUGUGUCUGUGUUCAGGUUAAGCUUGGACAAUAUACCACAUUCUGGAUCAAGUCAAAAAUAGGAAUCACUGGUUAAAAACUUGGUGCUUAUUAAGCAACUCUGGCCCAGGUUAGUAAUUAAUCAGCCAAACCUUUUUCUCCCCAAAAUAUCCUCCUGCCUCUGUAAAUCAGAGAGAAACAUUCCCAGUGCAAAGCAAAAUGCAAAAUGUUUCCAUGUUUCUUUAACUCCAGUUCUGAAUGUAUGUGUGUGCAAAAUGAUUCAUUACAGUUAUUGAAAUUAAAUAUAAAAAGAAGAAUCCCCAAAAUGAUUCACGUUAUCUUUCUCUGCUGGUAACUUUAGAAAGAUUAUCUGAGCUGUGCAAUUCACAAAUGUUUGGAAUUGCAUUUGUUGAUCUGUUGAGUUGGUAGCACAAAUUCUAAGUUUUCCUGUAUAUUUUUGUCCAUUUCAUACAUUGUUAUUUCCAAGUACAUCUGUUUUUACCUUAAGAAAUGUUUGCAAUCUACACACCUACUCACCAGAAAAUCUUUUAAAUCUCAAGUAAAGGUCUAUAAAACCUAGGCACAGUGGCUCAAUGGUUAGUACUGCUGCCUCAUACCACCAGGGACCUGGGUUCAAUUUCAGCCUUGGGUGACUGUGUGUGCAGGGGGUGAGGUGGUUUGCAAAUUCUUUCUAUGCCUUUGUGGAUACCCUCCAGGAGCUCUGGUUUCCCCCCCACAGUCCAUAGAUGCAAGGUUAGGUGGAUAGGCCAUGCAAAGUUGCUCAUAGUGCCCAGAUUGCAGAGGUUAAGUUGAUUUGCUGUGGAAAAUGCAGGAUUACAGGGAUAGGAUGGGGUGAGUCCAAGGGCUGAAUGACCUACUCCCACACUGUAGGGAUUUAAUGAUCUCACCUGCCAUCACUUUCAGAACAAUUUGAAGUAAUACUUUCUGUAAUCAUUCACCAAAACGGAGACAAAUAAUGUAGGAUUUUUACAUCCUCAAAUUAAUAUUAAAGAGGAGGCCAUAUUUCAUUUCUGAAUACAAAAAAAAAGACAAAACACUUGUUGGUGAUUUUAGGGCAUGAAAUCUUACACGCCCAGCCACUUAUGAGUAGUGCUAACUGCUAGAAAUUAAUAUGAGGUUCCAGAAAGCAAACUAUCAUUAGAUGCACAUGAUGUAGCAUAAGACAUGUUUGACUAACACCCUUCUCCCCACCUUUGCUGCUCAAUAUGACCCAUUGUCCUCUUAGGAGCAUUGGCCUGUAAAAAAUAUCUAUUUUGUAGUAUUUUUCACCAUACUGUAUGCCUCAAAGUGUUUUUUAGCCAAUGAAGUGCUUUUUUUGAUGCAUACUCACUUUGGCAUGUUGGAAAUGUGGCAACCAAUUUGCAGACAGCAAUCUCCCACAAACAGCAAUGAAAUCAUUUCCAAAUAAUUUGUUAUUGUAAUGUUGAUUGAAGGACAACACCUCUGCUGUUCUAUUAAAAAAGGUGCAUGGGAUCUUUUACGUCCACCUAUGAAGUCAAAUGGAGAGUUGGCUUGGCAUCUGAUCUGAAAGACAACCCUACUGACAAUGCACAGCUCCCUCAGUGCUGUAUUAGAUUGCCAAUGUGUUCAAACUUUGUGUUCAAACUUUGAAAUGGGCUUUGAACUUAAAACCCUAUGACCCAGAGGCAACAGUUCAACCAACUGAGUCAAUGUGGACAUACAAGAGAACAUUCCUGUUCAUCCAACUGGGGAUGAAGGUUAUAGACUUCAUGUAUCAUCCCAUCGAUUAUUUUCUUACAUACCUCACAAAGGUUAGGAUAAUUUAUGGUGGCAAGCAAAUACAUCGAGGAACAUUUCCCAUUCACAUCUAGAAAUGUAACAUUUUAGGUUGAACAUAGCUAAUUAUCUAUGGUAGGGUUGCACCAUUUGACAUUCUGUUUGUUAAAUGACAAACUCAAAAGGAAUGAUUGGAUUAAUAAUCACCAUCCUGAAAUUGCAACCGUGAGAUGACAUUUUCACAUUAAUUUCAAGCAAAAAGUAUUUUCUGUACCUAAUCAUUUAUAUUGUGAGAAAAUUGUUGUCAAAUUUACUCGGGUUAACUUUCCCAAAGUGUCUUUGUGUAAACAUAAUGUUUAAACCAAAGCAAUAGAAAUUUGUUUCUAUUAGCACACAAGAAAUGUGAACAGCUGCAUCUUUUAUGCACAACCUAAAUUUCCCGUUUCAAAUCCAAUUACUUGUAGGCAUAUUAUCUACUGUUUAAGUUAGCAAGAAAACUAAUGUGAUAAAAAUUCAAAUUUUCCUCAAAUUGUUUUCAUAAAUUAUUUUGCUAACAGUAACAAUUUGAAUUAGAUUGGUUGUUCCUAACUACUUAACAGGAAGUGUAAGAGUAUGCCAUGAUAAAAGUUGUGAUUUGGUCUAAAUUUUCCAAGUAACUCCAUUAGAAAAUUUCUGUUUAACCCGCUCAAAGAUGCUAUUGCACACCUCUGAAUCAGGUGGAAUUUGAACCUAGAUCUCCUGCCUCAGAGAUAGGGACAUUAUCUCUGUGUCACAAGCAUCCCAAACAGCUGUUUUAUGCAAAUACAAUUGUUAUGCUAUUGAUUAAUAAUGUUCUUAACAUAACCUUCUCAAAAGAUUAGGUCUGAUCUGAUACCAAUAAAUACUAUCUUGAGAGUCUGACUUAUAAAUGCAUUUGACAACAGUUUAACAAGUAGAAAUCGUAAACCUGUUGAGAAAAUAAACACUUGAUUCCACAGAACAAUCUGUUAUUACAAGAUUCUGGUUGUAUAACUCCUCUUUCUCCUGAUCCCAGAAAAAGAUCAGCUAUACCUGAGGUGUGCAUUGAUCUCCAUAAGACAACACAUCAACUAGAUUGUUUACAGCUGUGAGUUUGUAAUAAAGAGAUUUAUGGCACUUUAUGUAAGACAACCUUAGUUUUUACAGAGAUUUUCUCUCUACUUCCUAUGAAAGAUGGAAGUCUGAUUUAAUUGCUUUAGUGUCUGGGCUUAAUUCAAAGAUGGGAACCUUAAAAAUUGAUUUUACUUUCUCACAAGUGCCAACGUUAUCCAACAUUAAGUGGGACAGUGGAGGCAUAAAUUCUGAAUCCUUAAAGUGCAACAGCUGUGGCUCACUAGAGGGUUCUUUUUAAAGGCAUAAACUAAAGAUGAUCCAAAUGGCCUGAGAUCAUCUCCAGAUAUUCUUUGAUCACCUGCCAACAUCUCUCUUGAAAAUAUCCUGGCCUUCCCAUUUUGUGUUUCAAUGUUAUCAAUGGAUAAGCCCAUCCGGCUCUGAGGAUUGAGCUUGGAGUUUGAUUUGGAAGCUGCUUUAUUUCUUUUAUAAAUUGAACUCAUUUUGUGAAGAAUUUUAAGUUUAUGCAACAGCUGAAAGGCUGCUGAUAAAAGGUCAGUCAUCUCCAGCGCCACUCAUUGUUUAUAUUAGACUAGUGGCAAAAUAACACGUGUUUCUUAAAACACAGAGCAGCAGUACAAACAGUGUGAUAUUGUAAUCGGCUGUGUUGAAGAAGUUUCUUAUGAAAAUCAAUAACACUCAGAGCUCAUCUCUGGUGCUGCCCUGCCUCUAUAAUACUCCUUACCAUAGAUUUUCAUUGGUUGCUAUCCAACAUGACACAAUCCCAGUUGUGCUUUAUGGAGCCUGUUAACAUUCAAGUGAUGUGUCUGCUUCCCCUUAUUAUGGAACACACACGGUUCUGAGUCAGUCUUGAUUGUCACUGGAACUUAAGAGUUCAAUGCUCAGUGUCCCUGCAUGCGAAUCCAGUAUUCUACCUCUAUAACCACUGGGCCUUCAAGAAGGGGCAUUUCUUUAUUAGGAAGGCAGCCAUAAACAGUCAAUACUGUAUUCAUGAUGAUCAGUAUCUCAAGACUGCUACAGUUAAGAGCUGGCAUAAGACAGAUCAAUUCUGUCAAGGUAAUACUAAUUGAUACUGAAAGGCUUAAGUAUGUCCUAAUUUUGUCUCUUGUUCCUUUGCAUUGUAAACCAAAUACAUUAUAUACCCACAGGCAGUGGUACAGCCAUUUGAGAAAGACUGAGCAUCCAUUUGUCUAGCAUCCUAAGUACAAAACACUAAUAGACACUGUACAACUGCAGUACAUAGUAUGGACUACACUUCACACAAUUUUUAUCUGCAACAUGACUCGAGAUCAUAAAUAAAUACAUCUCAAUAGAAUGUCAACAGCUUGGUGGAAACUGCUCAAUACCGAAGCAAUACACUCUCAACUCUUAGCUAGGGGUGUUUGUAGUUACAGCCUGCUUACUAAAGAAUGCAAUUUUUAAAAUGUUUGGUGAAUGUGGAGAUAGAUUUACUUGAAUCCAAUGUUGAGGAAACAAAACUGCCCAUUUAUGGUGUGUGACAUUUCUGCUCAUGUCCUUUACAAUCAAUUUGAUUUUAACAUGCAAAUUUUCAAAUGGAGAUGUUUACAUGAUUUGUUGAGUUGAGUUAUUAUUUGAUAACCAAUGUUUCAGGCUGAGGAGACCAAUUAACUAAGGUUUUAGUGUAAUCUCUAUGGUGCUGUUGAAUAAAAUUUGAAAUACAAUUUUA
This is a messenger RNA of Stegostoma tigrinum, 13216 nucleotides long. RefSeq names its product ankyrin repeat domain 13B (gene ankrd13b). Bases 223 to 2196 code for a protein of 657 amino acids. The transcript has 17 exons. The record is from RefSeq and is a predicted model, not a curated record. Gene Ontology annotation, cellular component: cytoplasm. Lineage: Eukaryota; Metazoa; Chordata; Chondrichthyes; Orectolobiformes; Stegostomatidae. Gene Ontology annotation, molecular function: protein binding.